Molecule: messenger RNA, 1354 nt
Organism: Dermacentor andersoni
Lineage: Eukaryota; Metazoa; Arthropoda; Arachnida; Ixodida; Ixodidae
Source: RefSeq, a predicted model, not a curated record
UUCACUCCCCCCCUCUUCGCGUGGUUCGCCGUAGAUGGCGUGAAGAAAGGCUUGCAUAACCUUCACGCUCCAGCCAGCAAGAAUCUGGAAGGGGAGGGAAAACUAAAAUAGAGACCCGCACGAGUGCGUGCAAACGCCCCGGGGGCGACCGGAACCCUAAAUUACGAGGAUAAGGUUACCCCCACUUUCCGAACACACACCUUGCGCGAACGGCGGUUGGCUUCUUUUUUUUUUUCCUUUCUUUUUCGAUCACAUUUUGCGUGACGUGUACCUCCGUGUGGCCGACUCCACGCGUCGACCUGUGCUGGAUACAAAAGAAGUCGCGAAACGUGUUUCUUUCUUUUCUCUCUCUCUCCGGGACAUGUGCAGAAUGCAGACCGGCUGGAACGACUUCUUUGCGAGGGAACCCUGGGCCCUGAAGGGAGGCGGUGCCGGGGGAAAAAACCGCUGUAUAAAAAGGCCUCCGGUGAGUGCUCAAGUUGUGUCACUGCCAGCAGAGCCAGUAGCAAGCCCAACCAUGAGGUCCCUGAUCGCCAUCGUCUUCUUCGCCCUCGUUGCCACCGCAUUUGCCGGAUACUUUGGAGGCUACGGCGGUUACGGCGGAUAUGGCGGAUUGGGUGGCUACGGUGGAUACGGCGGCUACGGAGGGUAUGGCGGCUACGGCGGCUACGGCGGCUAUGGCGGCUAUGGCGGCUACGGCGGCUAUGGCGGCUACGGUGGACACGGAUACGGCUACCCAGUCGGCCGCGCGUUCGCCUACCACACGCAUAUCAAGCACGGAUACGGCGGAUACGGACUCGGUGGAUUUGGUUACGGACACGGAUACCACGGCUGAAGACACGACGGGGUGACGCUAAGUUUCGCUGUUUCUGGGCCAAAAAUUUCCUGUUUUACAAUGUUCCUUCGCCGAAAAUAAAAUCUCAGCGAACCCACAAUUUGACUUCCUCUGAUUUACUCAGGAUCAGGGGUGGCGGACACGGCUUCUGUGCGAACUUAAAAACUGUAUUGCAAGAAACACGGCGGCUACAGACCAGCAUUUGCGUACAUUCUGUUUCAACAUGUCAGCGCAGUGGGUCAACCACCAGUCAGUAACAGAAAGUUUGUUUUUUGACUUAGUACGCCCUAUAUCGUGCUACUGCAUGACCCAUACAAGAGAGAAGACUUGCUGAAUAAUUAAUCUACAUCAACACAAUGACGCCUGCACGGAAAAACCAAAGCGUACAGAUCUUAGUAUACCGGGUCUAUUUCUUCAGUAUCACGAGUAUCCUUCUUCUGCCAUUAAAACGCUGCAAAUGACCAGCAGUAUGACAGGCUCAUUGGUACAUCUGUACGAUUUAAUGCCCCCCCCCCCCCC